UCCCACUUCCGGAGUUCGAAUCUCAUAAUCACCCUUUAUUUAUUGCCGAUAUUACAGAAACACCCACUUCAAUUUUUUUGAACCCUACUAGUCUCCGUUGUCUUUCCCUGUCUGAGUUUUCCCCCAUUUCCUGGCGCUUCUUCUGCAAAGGUCGAAGGACAACUUAAAAGAGAAGUUCUUAAGCCAUAAUGCAGGCUUGUGGUGGAGCUGCAGUGACGGGGUCUCUGCAACAACCUAUAUGGACCAAGCCAUCUGCCUUUUCCCCAAAAGGCUUUAAUUUCAAUGGAUUUCCUCAUCACGUAAAUCCAACUUCAGUUAAGCCUCAAUUGGCCUAUAUUAAAGCAAGUCUGGUUACUGGUCAGCCGCCCUCUUCAGUGUCUGUCCCUGUUGGCGAAGUAGAAGGUAGAAGAAGCAGCUUUAUAGAUUAUACUUUGAGCGAAGCUGAUCCUGAAGUGCGCAAAAUUAUUGACAAGGAGAAGGAGAGGCAGUUCAAAAGCCUUGAGCUUAUUGCGUCAGAAAAUUUUACAUCACGGGCAGUUAUGGAGGCGGUUGGGUCCUGCCUCACAAAUAAAUAUUCUGAGGGGUUGCCUGGUAAAAGGUAUUAUGGUGGCAAUGAGUACAUUGAUGAGCUUGAAACCUUAUGUCAGAAAAGGGCUUUGGCUGCAUUUCACGUGGAUCCAAAGAAGUGGGGUGUUAAUGUUCAACCUUUAUCUGGUUCUCCUGCCAAUUUUGAGGUUUACACUGCAAUUCUCAAACCCCAUGACAGGAUAAUGGGUUUGGACUUGCCUCACGGCGGGCACUUGUCUCAUGGCUUCAUGACUCCCAAACGACGGGUUUCUGGCACAUCAAUAUACUUUGAAUCGAUGCCUUAUCGACUUGAUGAAUCAACAGGUCUCGUUGAUUACAACAUGCUUGAGAAAACAGCCACUCUCUUUAGGCCUAAACUCAUAAUUGCUGGUGCCAGUGCCUACCCCCGAGAUUUUGACUAUGCUCGUAUGAGGAAGAUUGCAGAUGCAGUUGGUGCUUUUCUUAUGAUGGAUAUGGCACACAUAAGUGGUCUUGUUGCUGCUUCCGUGGUAGCUGACCCCUUUGAGUACUGCGAUAUAGUGACAACGACAACACACAAGUCCUUGCGAGGGCCAAGAGGUGGCAUGAUCUUUUUCAAGAAGGAACCAGUUCUUGGAGUUGAUUUAGAAUCUGCCAUCAAUAAUGCCGUUUUCCCAGGCUUACAGGGCGGUCCUCAUAACCACACAAUCGGGGGACUUACAGUUUCCUUAAAGUUUGCCCAGUUGCCUGAAUUUAAGGCUUACCAAAACAAGGUUGUCUCUAAUUGUAAAGCUCUUGCAAGCCGAUUGAUUGAAUUAGGAUACAAGCUGGUUUCUGGUGGGAGUGAUAAUCACCUUGUUCUUGUAGAUCUUCGGCCACUAGGGAUCGAUGGUGCUCGGGUGGAGAAAAUUCUUGAUAUGGCUUCCAUCACCCUCAACAAGAACUCAGUUCCUGGCGACAAAAGUGCCCUAGUCCCUGGUGGCAUACGGAUUGGGUCACCUGCUAUGACAACCCGAGGUUUUACCGAGGAAGAGUUCAAAGCAAUUGCGGAUUUUAUCAAUGAAGGCGUUCAAAUUACUCUUGAAGCUAAACGUUCCGCUCUGGGGUCAAAGCUUCAAGAUUUUCUCAACUUUGUGAAAUCUCCUGACUUCCCUUUGAAGGAAAAGGUUUCAGAUCUUCGUCAGAGGGUGGAAGCUCUCACUACUCAGUUCCCCCUGCCUGGACUGUAAUUUUUACUCCUAACCUUGGCUUGUGGUAAAAAGCACAAAGGGAGCUGAUGGCAGAAUGCUGCCACAAUUUUGGUUCCAUGGGAAGUCGGUGUCUGCUUUUCAAGUAUUAUACUAAUCAUGAUCGUCUGUAAUGGUUUUUAUUGUACUAGUUGACAGUUCAGAAAAGAAUAACGUGGUCAA
Syzygium oleosum is the source of this 1955-nucleotide messenger RNA. Its product is annotated as serine hydroxymethyltransferase 3, chloroplastic. Gene Ontology annotation, molecular function: glycine hydroxymethyltransferase activity; zinc ion binding; serine binding. Gene Ontology annotation, biological process: tetrahydrofolate interconversion; L-serine catabolic process; folic acid metabolic process. The transcript is spliced from 12 exons. The coding region runs from base 189 to 1775 and encodes 528 amino acids. Lineage: Eukaryota; Viridiplantae; Streptophyta; Magnoliopsida; Myrtales; Myrtaceae. The record is from RefSeq and is a predicted model, not a curated record. Gene Ontology annotation, cellular component: cytoplasm.